Messenger RNA from Rhincodon typus (whale shark), 4099 nucleotides. Its product is annotated as zinc finger X-chromosomal protein-like. Gene Ontology annotation, biological process: regulation of DNA-templated transcription. The record is from RefSeq and is a predicted model, not a curated record. Gene Ontology annotation, molecular function: metal ion binding; DNA binding. Gene Ontology annotation, cellular component: nucleus. The coding region runs from base 805 to 3267 and encodes 820 amino acids. Lineage: Eukaryota; Metazoa; Chordata; Chondrichthyes; Orectolobiformes; Rhincodontidae. The transcript is spliced from 11 exons.
CACUCACAACCCAGGGAUUUGUGACAAAUGUCGGCCGCAUGAAUGCUUUUGCAUUUAUUAUUCCGGCCACUGCACGCACCAAGAAGAAAAAUGGGAAGUAAAAUUAAAUCCAGGGCGGUGCGUUAAAACCCUCACUCGAUCUCGGCGCCGAGGGAGGGGAAGGCAGGGCCCGAGGUGAGCGGCCUGCGCCGAGGGACGAUGUUAAAUGUCUGCGGGCUUUUGCUGCUCUCCAGUCUCUGGCCUGACCGCACUUGCUUCUUCCGCAUUUUCCUAGGGGUUAGGCUCUGACGUUACGUAUUACGACGGCGGCGGGAGCGAGGAGCAGAGUCGAGUCGAGUCAGCCCCUCCUCCUCCUCCCCGCAGCCAUCAAACAACAAAGCCUGAUUGGCAGGGCUAGGCCCGACCCGACCCUCCAGCACUCGGCCCAGCCAGGAAAGGCUGAGCCUGCCAGCCCAGCGAAGGAGGCGAAUCGUCCCGAAAUCGGGCCGCCGGCGGCCGGUUUGACUCACCAGGACGGUGGCUGUGGCCAAUCAGCUCAGAGGCAGUCCGCUGCACUGAAGAGAUUCUAAAUCUUCUGGUUAUGUUAGUCAGCCAGGAGUUUCCUGGUUGGCCCAGGUUAACAACCCCAAUCAAGGACCUCAUAGUCAACAAGAUCCAGCUGGUUCCAAUUACUCCAGAAACAAUGGGAGGUGACUCCUUCAUUUAGAUGUGCCUGGAUUAAAUGCCACAGCCUGUGAUCUACUUCUAUACACACUGAGAAAAUGUUUUUAAUGUUUUAGCAGUGAUUAAUGAAGUUUGUAGACCAUGGAUGAAGAUGUAGGAAGGCUUGAACUGCAGCAACAGGAACCCAAGGUGAUUUUUGAUAACACAGCUCAAGAAGUGACUUCGGAACACAUUGAUGGACAUCAUAUUCUUGUAGAAGUUCAAGAGACUGUCUUUGUCGAUUCUGCUAUCAAUUCUGGUUCCCACUUUGUCUCUGAUGAUACAGACUCUGUUGUAAUACAGGAUGUAAUUGAAGAUGUUGUCGCUGAAGAUAUUGUUGCUGAAGAUGUUCACUGCCCUGAAAUAAUUGAGGAGCCAGAAACCAUUAUUGUUCCUGAACAAGUACUGGACACAGAUGUUGCCACAGAGGAGACCUUGAGUACAGUCCCUGAAGAUGUUUUGGCUUCUGACAUUAACUCAGAGACCAUUUGUGUUUCAGAACAUGUCCUGACAAGUGAAGAUGUGUCUGACAUGGCGACUGUUGAGGAUGUUGCUGUCACAGAAGCUGAAAUAGUCACAGACGCCUUGUCACCUGACGUUGAAGAAGUUCUAGUGACAGACCCUGCUACAGAGACUGAGAUAGACACACAUAGUUUACAUGUUCAGAAUCAGGAGACCGUUCCAGUCACCAUUGAGACUCCAGGAGGAAAUAAAGAUGCCAGUGAGGAUUAUUUAAUGAUUUCCUUGGAUGAUGAUGGAGGAAAGAUUGGACAUGAAGGAAAUAGUGAACUAAAAAUUGAAAGUGGCCUGUCGGCACAGGGCGAUCGUUUAAAAGCAGAUGGUGCUUGUUCUGAAGUCAUUAAAGUUUACAUUUUCAAAGCAGAUGAUGGAGAUGAUGAUUUGGGUGGAACUGUGGAUAUUGGUGAAAGUGAACCUGAUAAUGAUCAUGCAGUUGGAUUACUGGAUCAGAGCACUGUAGGCAGAAUAUCACGAGAGAAGAUGGUUUACAUGACUGUUAAUGAUCCCAGCCAGGAGGAUGAGGACAUAAUGAAUACAACACAGCAAGAAGAGAACUGCUACCUUCAAACAAGUUGUACUGAUAUUGCAGAUGAAGUUUACAUGGAAGUCAUUGUAGGAGAAGAUGAUGCAACAGUAGGUCAUGAGCAACAAAUUGAAGACGCAGACAUUAGCAAGACAUUUGUGCCUGUAGCUUGGGCUACUGCAUAUGGUAACAGUUCCGAUACUGUAGAGAACAAGAAUGGAACUGCCAGCCACCCUCUACAAGCAGAUGGAACAGCUGAGCUUAACAGGCUGGCAAAACCAAAGUCAAGGAAAAGGAGGAGACUUGAAAGUAGACAGUAUCAGACAGCAAUCAUCAUAGGGCCUGAUGGUCAUCCCAUAACUGUUUAUCCAUGUAUGAUCUGUGGAAAAAAAUUCAAGUCCAGAGGUUUCCUGAAGCGACACAUGAAAAAUCAUCCAGAGCAACUGACCAAGAAAAAGUACCAGUGUACUGACUGUGAUUACACUACUAACAAGAAAAACAGUUUACACAACCACCUGGAGAGUCACAUGCUUAUGAACAAAGUGGAGAAGACCUAUGAGUGUGAUGAAUGUGGCAAAGAGUUUUCCCAUCCAGGAGCACUGGUUUCCCACAAAUUGGUUCACCGUGAAAAGGGAGCCACAAAGAUGCACAAAUGCAAAUUUUGUGAGUAUGAGACUGCAGAACAAGGGCUUCUGAAUCGUCACCUCUUGGCUGUGCAUAGCAAGAAUUUCCCACACAUAUGUGUGGAGUGCGGCAAGGGAUUUCGCCAUCCUUCAGAGUUGAGGAAGCACAUGCGAACCCACACUGGGGAGAAACCCUAUCAGUGCCAGUACUGUGACUACAAAUCAGCUGAUGCCUCAAAUCUGAAAACUCACAUGAAGACAAAGCACAGCAAGGAUCUACCAUUCAAAUGUGAGCAUUGCUUGAUGACAUUCACAGAUGCCAAAGAACUACAGAAACAUGCCAUCAUGCAUCAGGGACACAAGACCCACCAGUGUACGCAUUGUGAUCAUAGAAGUUCCAACUCUAGUGAUUUGAAGCGCCAUAUUAUUUCAGUCCACACCAAGGACUACCCUCAUAAGUGUGAAGUAUGUGAUAAAGGCUUUCAUCGACCCUCUGAGCUUAAGAAACAUAUGUCCACUCACAAGGGUAAAAAACUGCACCAAUGUAGGCACUGUGACUUUAAAAUUGCAGACCCUUUUGUUCUUAGCCGUCAUAUUCUUUCAGUUCACACCAAGGAUUUGCCAUUCAGAUGUAAACGUUGCAAAAAGGGCUUUCGACAACAGGUUGAACUUAAGAAGCAUAUGAAGACCCAUAGUGGCAAAAAGGUUUAUCAGUGUGAGUACUGUGAAUAUAGCACUACUGAUGCCUCAGGCUUUAAACGGCACGUUAUUUCAAUUCACACAAAGGACUACCCACAUCGUUGUGAUUACUGCAAGAAAGGCUUCCGAAGACCUUCAGAAAAGAACCAGCAUAUCUCUCGACAUCAUAAGGAUGCAGUUUUGGUCGAGGGGUUACCAUGAACUAUUUCCAAGUUAGGAAGCAGCUACUUCCAAUACAUCCAUUGUAUGGUAAAAAAAUAUUGUGUACAUUUGUCGUUAAAGACUUAGAAGUUAAGUUCACUUCAAUAAUUGAACUAACUUAUCCCCUUUUCCAAUUGUAUUGUGUCUUAGAUUGAAGAUCGAGUCUAAAAUGAAAAGUUACAUGUCCACAGACGUAGAAAUCCAUUUAAAUGGACAGGUUUUGCGACGUGGUGUCAGAUCUUGAGAGAUGAAUGUAAUAAAUUAGUUGCAACCAAUCAGCUACAGCUUUGGCUUCUGCCAUUAUAUAAUUACUGAAUCCAAAAUUAGCUAUUUUCUGAGAACAGUUUAGCUUCAGUUCAAUUAUGGAUGGCAAAUGUGGUCCUUUUAUUAGUUUGUAUCAUUGCUCAGUUUUGUUGAAGUGCUACCGUUUAUGAGCUUGCUUGCUUGCCUGCUUACUGGCUGAAAUCCAUGUUAUCAGCACCUCCUCCUGUAUUUUGAAAUUUCAUUUGGUGUUGGAAUUGUAGUUAUUUUUCCAUCUGUGCUUCUGAUGCUUCAGUGUAUUAUGGUAAUGGUAUGUUUUCAGCCCUCAUCUGGAUUUACAUUUUUAUUACAGUUUCAUCUUUUUAAAAGAGGAAAAAAAACUUCACUUGAUGUAACCUUGGGACUAAAGGCCUUUGCCUAACUACAUUUUACUUCCAGAUGUGCUUCAUUCCUCUGUGUCAGGUGUGGUCUAGCAAUGUAUUGUUGUGGCAGAAUUAUCUCAACAAAUUUACUUUUCCAUAUAUGGUGUGUAAAAAAAAAAAAAAAAAAAAGACCGCUCAUGUUUUUACAA